AUGGGGCGGAAGGAUACGCUCGACAAGCCCUCGCACGUGACCAAUCGUGAGAUGUGGUCGCAGCUACAGGCGAGGGAGCAGGCGGAAGGACUGGCGGCUGCCUGGGACGUCAUCCAGCUGCGGCCAACAUUACUGCGGUCUCUUCGCACACUCUCGACCGAAACAUACCUUCCUCGCGGUCCACACUGGUACUCCGCCGCUCCGUUUCCCCAGAUUCAGCUCCUGAAUGACCGAGCACAGACUGCGCUAUUCGACUUUGUCGCCACCCACGCCGGUCUCGAGCACUUUUGCCAUACCACCUGGGGACCUCUAUUCUUGAGCGACCAGCGGUAUCCCCCCAAACGCACACAUGAAAGCUUGGCCCGCCUCGGCGUGGCUACCCACGGGGACCCGGUGCGUUCCCCAAAUCAGACCCUGCGGCUCGGCGGAGAAAGUACGAUCUACCACCAUCGUCUGGACGAGAGCGGGGCUCAGCCUAGCACGUACGAAGCUGUUCGCCGUGUCGUCCUCAGGGUAUGGAGGGUCCGUGACCGGGCGGCCAAGGCUUCACUCAACCCCACACGCCCCCUCCACCUUCAGGUCUUUGCGCAGUUGCGGUCUACGCACAAGCCUGCUGAGCUUAGCGACGAGGGCAAAGAGAAGUGGCGGCAGACAGCGCGAGAAAUCGAGAAGGAGCUGUGGGAUCUGAUCAGCAAGCCGGGUGGGGAAGGCGGAUUGACUCGGGCUGGAGAUAAGCUCGUCUUCCGUCGGUUGUUCGAUGCGGACGAAUGCGGGUCGUGCGGAUGGUCACCUGGAGAUAUAGAGAUCACCUCUCCCUCAAACACCUCCAUCAUCUUUGCUGCAGCGAUGAUAUCGUCACUGCCGCAACCUGGAACGGAUUACAGCAGCCAGUAUGGCCGCUCGCUGCCACUCGAACUUCUCACACUCAUCUUCUCCAAUCUCUGCGAACUGCCUGUCGCUCACAGGCCAUGCUGGACGGAGCCUGCUCGACCUAGCUGUCAAUCUGCAUUGGCUGCUCUUGUACGGACGUCGAAGACAUUCAGCAAGCUCUCAUCCCCCUUCCUCUAUCGGUAUCCUGCCGUCCGGUCCCUCCCCCUAUUCGUAGUGGGUAUAAACGCGGUGCCUGUCAACGGUCUCGACUCCAAGCUCUCCCUCCUCGGCCGAGUGGAGAGGCUCUUCCUCGAUUUCCUCGAGGAGGAAGACCACAGCGUUGAGGUCGACGAGGCCGAGGUGCGCCGGGCGUGCAUUGCUCGCUCGUCCUCAAGUGACGCCACCUCUAUGGACUGGACAAUCGGGGAGGUACGGCGCAUGGAAGAGGCGGAGGGAGUCCAUCGGGCUUUGCGGAUCGUCCUCGACAUGUCAAUCCCAGGGGCUCACGUCUUCCCCAAGCUCCACACCCUCUCAAUCGGUGCUCUCCGCGGUACGCACAUAACCUCAAUCCAGUGGCCCAAUACAACGGCCUCGGAAGCCUGGAGCGCCUUCGUGCGGGCCUGCCAAUAUACGCUACAUGACUUCAUCGUGUCGCUGCCCAAUCUCGCCAGCUUCUGUCAAAGCGGUGACGGUCCCUUCUCGGUCACAGCCUUUCGCGGCGAGAGCACUGGCCGGCUCACCAUUACGACCCACUCCACGGUCUACGGGCUUCCCGCUCUCUACCCUACCUGCUUCAGCACACCCACGCGCUGGAUCCUCCACAGCAACGACGACAUGUACCAGAGCGGCAUUGAGCAGUAUGUGGGCGAAAAGGCGAUAGAAGUGAUAGGUCAACAUCUUGUUGAUCGCUUCGAUCUGCUGGAAGAUCUAGAGCCCGAGGAAGACCCGGUCGUCUCCCACUGGAGUAUCCUCGGCGGUCUAUACGUGGGCGUACCGGAGACCUACGGCCGGAAGACACGGGAGGAGGCCACCAAAGCGUGCUUGGCGGGCGCGGCGAAACUCAAUGCUUCAGUGGCGGAAUUGGUGCGGGUGGGGGGAACAGACCUGCCCAGGGGCAUGGUGGUGCGGGAUCUCUGGGAAGUCAAGUCGCUUCCCGAGGCCAAGUGUUCCGCAUGUAGCUGGAGUGGGGAAGGAGAUGGAGCAAGGCGGCCGCCGGGAUGGGAUGACCAUGUCCAAGCCAAUGUCGACUUUCACAACUCGUUGCCGACGUCCAGCAAAGUCCCGAAACCGCUGGGAAGAAAGCGUGCUGGCGUGAGGAUAAAUUCGGACGCGCUGUUGGAUUGCUCGCCUAGUCUCUGA
Dioszegia hungarica is the source of this 2229-nucleotide messenger RNA. RefSeq lists its product as uncharacterized. The coding region runs from base 1 to 2229 and encodes 742 amino acids. Lineage: Eukaryota; Fungi; Basidiomycota; Tremellomycetes; Tremellales; Bulleribasidiaceae. The transcript is spliced from 4 exons. The record is from RefSeq and is a predicted model, not a curated record.